Molecule: messenger RNA, 2702 nt
Organism: Melanotaenia boesemani (Boeseman's rainbowfish)
Lineage: Eukaryota; Metazoa; Chordata; Actinopteri; Atheriniformes; Melanotaeniidae
Gene: ggnbp2
Product: gametogenetin binding protein 2
Exons: 14
Coding region: 139-2181 (680 amino acids)
Cellular component (GO): nucleus; cytoplasm
Source: RefSeq, a predicted model, not a curated record
UUACGUACAGGGGGCAAAGGUGAAGUCAGUAAUUAAGAUUCCGCCACCGUAGCAGCUUCACUCUGUCGCACUUAUCUAUUUUUUAGGAUAACUUUGAGUCGAAGGCAAGCUGCCCAACAGCUGAGACUGGAAGAAAACAUGGCACGCUUAGUAGCAGUGUGCAGGGAAGGGGAGGAGGACUAUCCGUUUCUGGCACGACAGAUCCCCUUGUAUAUUGAUGACACACUCACGAUGGUGAUGGAGUUUUCUGACAGUAUAAAUGAUGCUGACAGCCAUGAAAUGAACACCUCUCACUGGAAACAAUUUUCUGAGUAUUACUCCAAGAUGAAGCACCAAGACUUAAGUAUUGCCUUGAUGGUGACAUCCAGAGAGGUGUAUGGUGCAUUAUCUCAGCUGGUACCAUGUGUGGGCUGCAGAAGAAGUGUGGAGCGCCUCUUCUCACAUUUAGUGGAAUCAGGGAACCCAGCACUGGAGCCUCUUACAGUGAAACCUACUGGCAUGCUGACUGUCACCAAAACAUGUUUGGCAGACGUGAAGAAGCUUCAUUCCCUCUUCUAUGUCCAUGGAUCAAAGUUGAACGACAUGAUUGAUGCCAUUCCAAAAAGUAAAAAGAACAAACGCUGCCAGUUACACUCCUUAGACACACACAAGCCUAAGCCUUUGGGUGGAAGCUGGAUGGAUGUGUGGGAGCUGAUGUCUCAAGAGUGCAGGGAUGAGGUGGUCCUUAUUGACAGUGCAUUGCUCCUUGAGACGCUGGAGACAUACCUGCGUAAACACAGGUUUUGCACAGACUGUAAGAAUAAAGUGCUACGGGCAUAUAACAUCUUGGUUGGGGAAGUGGAUUCCAGUAAAGAGAAAGGUUACUGUGCUGCUCUGUAUGAGGGACUCUGCUGUUGCCCCCACGAACGGCACAUUCAUGUGUGCUGCGAAACAGAUUUCAUCGCUCAUUUACUUGGCAGGGCAGAACCUGAAUUUGCAGGAGGCUACGAACGCAGAGAGAGACAUGCAAAGACAAUUGACAUUGCACAAGAGGAGGUCCUGACCUGUCUGGGUAUUCACCUCUACGAGCGGCUGCACAGAAUCUGGCAGAAGCUGCGAGCAGAGGAGCAGACCUGGCAGAUAUUGUUCCAUUUGGGAGUUGAUGCACUACGGAAAAGUUUUGAGAUGGCAGUGGAGAAGAUGCAGGGCAUCAGUCGGCUUGAGCAGUUUGUUGAGGAGCUGUCUGAGGAGGAGAGAGCAAAAGAGCUGAAGCUGGAGAAAAAGAGGCAAAAGCGGAAAAAUCGACGCAAAAACAAGUGUGGCUUCGACAUAUCUGAACAGGAGGCAGAGGACAAGGAGAAAGUUCUGGAUGAGGGUUCAUUUGAGUCCAUUGAGGGCAGCUGCAAGGCGUGUGGUAGCCAUGACGAAGAAGAGGAAGAGGCCAGCUGUGAAGAGACUGUCCCCACCAAAAGGAGUACCUCCUGCAGUUGCCCAGACAACACCAAGCAAGAUUUGUCCCCCAACAGCAAUGGAAGUGACUGUGGCUACUCGUCAAGUAUUGAAGGCAGUGAAACAGGAUCGCGGGAGGGCUCUGAUGUCGCCUGCUCCGAGGGAAUCUGCAACCACGACGAAGCAGGGGACGACUCGAAUGUCCACCACUGUACAGAAGACAAGGAGGAGGACGGAACAGACAGCUGUGUGGACUGCUGGCCACAUGCUGAGGAACACACUCAAUGCAAGAGUAAAAAGAAGAAGAGGAAGGGUAAAGGUUUCUGCACCGAUCAGGGACAAAAAGGUGAAGGUUGUGUGUCUGAUGGGAACACAGGCUGCACUCUGACGACAACAACACACUCUUGUCGAACCAAAGAAUUAUUUUCCUCUUUAUGUGGCGAUAAAUUUGCCAGCAUUGCACUACGGUUACCAUGGACCGCGCAUCAAAAGAACCUCACGUUUCAUGUGAAGCCUCCAGAGGCAAAUAUAAGUCUCGUGGAACUUCUGGAUGAUUCAGAAGUAACUUCUGAUGAAGAAAGUUGUCUGACACAGGAUGAGAUCCAGUCAUUUUUAGAAAGAAACCAGUCCUUCUACAACAACCGCCACCAUUACCGACAACUCCUGAAAGAGAAGUUCACCAACUACUGCCGUGCCACCGAGCAGAGUAAGCCAGUGUGUGGAAAGUGGUUUGCCACAACCAGCGUCAACUAGCUGCACUAAAAAGAAAAGAGGAAAAAAACACUCUUGACCACUGCUGCAACGUUGUUUAAAAAAUCGAGGAGUGCUUUUGGUGUCUUGUUUGGUCAUUUCUCCUUUUAAAGUAAAUGUGAUUCAUUCUUUCUCCUUUGCACUUGUACACCAACAGUUUUCCAUCUCAUUUCUUGGCCACUUUCAUAUCUGUAGCUGUUCUUUGACCAAGCCUAGCUAUUUGUUGUUGAUCUUCUGUAGGGUUUUUGGGUAAGUGCACAGUGGAAUCAAAAGUCACGCUUUACAAGCUGUGAUAUUAGGGAUGAAUUUUAGUCUUAUUUUAUGAUUGUUCGUUAUGAUUUUGUUUAUUUUUCUCCUUUUUGACACUUAAAUGUAGUGCUAAAGGUUGUACCAUUAAAUGUGUACAGAAAUUAUAAGUAUAAAGAUUUUACAGAGAAUAAACAUCCAUUUGUAAUAAGGUUUUGGGUGUGAUGUUAAGAGCGCAAUAUGAAAUAUUUACUAAAUAAAGCAUAUUUAUUAAUAUG